AAAUCAACAUGGGCUUGCCUACCACUUCUCCUGACGCUGUAAUCCGCUCCGCCAUCACUAGGAAAAAGCAAAGCAAAAGGCAUGCGCUGUCGCAGCGCACGUUGAACCCCGCUCUGUCACCUGCAAAAGCCCGCUGGCCCCUCUCUGUUGGGGAGUAGUCAAGGGUCCAUCCCACUCGCCGACUUCCUUGAAAACGACGACGACCACCGCGUGACGACACGGGCGCAGCCGUUUCCAGACCAUAGGCCCGAUUCGCGACAUCUUGUAUAGCGUGCCCAGUUCACUCACACCCUCUAUAAACCACAGCAUCCUGCCGCCCGCAGCCUCAACAUGAGCGCAACUGAGAAAGCAGCACCUGUGCCCCAGGAGCCCAACCCGCCUGCAUCCGCCACGACAACUUUGCGCCAAGCCAAACCAGCCGACAACAACAGCAUUCUGGGCAAGGGAAAGAAGCUAUUGGGACUGAGGAAAAAGAAGGGAGACGAGGGAAACCGGCCGGCAAUGGAGCAGACAGGAACGACGGCAGCAGCUGCGGCGUCGACUACGACUAAUAAGACGACGACGACUACAUCGGCACACACACUACUCCCCUCACCCCCAAUGUCUCCGCCAGAGCGUAGGGCAUCGCCGCGAGGUAGCCCGCGCAUGCUGCCUGUGGGCGCGUCUCCUAGCCGUCGCAUUCGCUCUACAUCGCCAAACCUGCACAGCCCAGCGUCGUCGCUCAUUUUCGAGCGCAACGUGCAAGAGCCCGAACCGUCGGUCGAUGUGCCGGCACACAUCAAGACGGAGGACCAUAUACCCCCCGCAUUAGAUGCGACGUCACUGGCCAUUACCGACACUCAGCUCAACCCCGACGAGGUGGAGAUUGUGACACACUCUGCGCACCAACCAGUAGCUGUGGCCGUAGCCGGCAGCAUGGCUGAGUCACUGCACUCACCCCUCAUGGCACCAGAAGAGUCAGCAGCAUCGAGCCAUGUGGAUGCGAGCGAGUCGACAGCGCCAGGUUACGGAGCGCUCGAUACAACAGACCCGCGCCGGCUGAGCUUCAUUUCUUUUGCAGACGUGGUGCAGGCCGAGCACGUGGAACACGACCGGCAGGAAGUGCUGGGGGCGACGUCUGGAGAGGCUCUGCAGUUUAUGAGCCUGUCGUCGACGGCCAACCGGUCGCCGUCGCCCGUAAGGUCGAUAGCGUCGUCACCGCCGACGACGAGCGGGGCGGCGUCUCCCAAGGCGACGGAUCUAGCACGCACACGAUCUCCCGGCAGCCCCACGUCGCCCAUUGUCCUCGGGCACCCGACGCCGGCAUUUGGCGAAGAGCUGCCGGUGCAGAUUGAGACGAUGCGGCAGGCGCUGCGCAAGACGCGGUCAGGGGAUUUGGGAGGCAUUGGGUCGCCGUCGCAGGUUGUGAGUGCAGUGGGUGGGGAGGACAAGGCGGGGGACAAGCCCCCUUUCAAGUGAGGAUAGGGUAGGGGUGCAAAUCACGGAUGGUGGUGGUGGUGGUAGGGGUGUAUGAGUGCAUGUGUGGAUGGAUGGAUGGAUGGAUGUGUGUGUACAUAUGUGAGUGUGUGCAUACAGUGUGAGACGAGGGCGAGGAGAAGGGUGCAAGAGACGUCUUUUUCUUCUCUGGAGUGUUUCUUUUCUGUUUUUUUUUCUGAUAUGAUUUUCUUGUGCCACGAGCAAGCAAGGUUGGGUGGGAGGGUCACGGCAAGCAGGCAGGCAGGCAGGCACAGAGAUGAUGGGGUUGAUUGUUAGGGCUUGUUCAGAUAUCCAUAUGGCGUCGAGAUCAAGGACAGUGUUUUGCUUUGAUGAGCUGAUGUGUGUAUGUGUCUGUGUGCGUGGGAGGGUGGAGCUGGACGGCGGUGGUGGUGAGGGCGUUGGGCCGCUGCAGAUAGAUGAGAGGACGGGCACAGGCAAGCACA
This is a messenger RNA of Bipolaris sorokiniana ND90Pr, 1919 nucleotides long. RefSeq lists its product as uncharacterized. The transcript has a single exon. The coding region runs from base 331 to 1458 and encodes 375 amino acids. The record is from RefSeq and is a predicted model, not a curated record. NCBI's taxonomy places the organism in Eukaryota, Fungi, Ascomycota, Dothideomycetes, Pleosporales, Pleosporaceae.